UUCGGAGUUCUCAUGGUUUCGUUGGGGAGUCUGCUGUCGACAUUGAAGAUUUACACUAUCAUGAUGCAAGCCAGCAGAUUUGUAGCUGUGUGUGGCCUGUUUAAACUCAGGAAAACCCACACCCCUGUCAACGUCAUCAAGCUACCACUAUUUAUCCCCGUAUUCUACCUGUUUAUGAUGAGUGCGAUGAUUAUUGUAACCUUGGUGUACACUCCUGAUGUGAUACCGAAGGCCUUGAUCUGCACCUCGACUGGAGUUAUAGCCAUAAUCCUCACAAAGAUUGGCAAUGCUCGCGAUAGUCCUGUACGACGUAUCUACACAAAAAUUCACGAACCACUGGUGAGGAUAAGCCGGGCAGCUCUGUUAAGCGAAUUCGCUGAAACAACAUAAACAGGCCUUACUAACAGUCUAUGUACUAUGUGUGAAACAUAUACAUGUAAAAACAUAUACAUUAUACCGACAUAUGUAUGAAGUGAUGCAUACAGGUGUUACCAACAUACUUCAUGUGGGAUGUGAUACAUAAAUA
This is a messenger RNA of Pecten maximus, 526 nucleotides long. RefSeq lists its product as uncharacterized. The record is from RefSeq and is a predicted model, not a curated record. The transcript is spliced from 3 exons. NCBI's taxonomy places the organism in Eukaryota, Metazoa, Mollusca, Bivalvia, Pectinida, Pectinidae. The coding region runs from base 13 to 390 and encodes 125 amino acids.